AUGGGAGAUUCUUGGACGACAAAUGAGGCUGUAUGGAAUGCAAGAUAUCCGGUUAAUCUUCCCUCUCAAGAAAGAAUGCCUAAUUUUAGCCAUCCAGGACAAGAAGUUUAUGCUUCUUCCUUCCUAAAUGAUUAUUCUCAUGGUGCAGGACCUGGUUUCCCACAACCUCCACCGCUUCCAUCAGAUGCAGAAUCGAGGGCUCAUCCUUUUUACCGUCCCCCGUUGACUAGUCCAUAUGCUCAUCAGGCCCCUCCACUACGGCCUUAUAUGCCUCCGUUUUCACGUCCACACGAGGCCCUUCAUUAUGCAAUGCCUGUUCCUCCUGUCCAACAACCCACGAGCGAUCCUCCCUCUGACUUCCCAGUUGCUAGCGAGCAAGGUUCGAAUGAAUUUAAUGACUUCGACUAUCGUCAGCCAAAUCAGUUAAAUCAGCCUGGAGGGCUGCUCGCUAAUGAUUGGUUCACUAAUAAAAACUCAAAUGGCAGUCUUCAUAUGGAUCCUGUAUCAACCUCCCAGUCUUCCCCCGUCAAAAAUGCUCCCUCCAAUCUAUUUCCUAUUCAUCCUAGCUCUACUACUGGAUGGUCAAGUCACCAAAAUUCCGGAUCGCAUUUCCCUGCACCUUUUCCCGAUCGUCUUUUACCCGCUUAUGCGGCCGUGGCACCAUGUCCUUGGCCUUCCGCAGUGGAGCCUCACUUCACACAUUCUACCGCUGCUAUCGCGGCUGGAAUUGAUAAUUUGGCAAAAAAACGCGCACUUCCUGCCUGGAUGCGUGAGGAGCUUGAAAAGCUAGAGAGAAAAAAAGCUAAAGAGGUUGCUGCUGCCACAGAUGGAUUGACAAGUACAGAAACAGCAAAACGCGAUGAAGAGGGCGAUAUUGUGAUGGAAGAGGCUUAUGCACAUUUUUCGGCUCCCAAGUCCGACGGAAUAUUGCUAGAUGACGAAGACGAUGAUUUGAAUACCCAGCACAGGCGAGGCCGAUCGAGCUCCCUAGAAUCUACUGUGCGGAGUGCUCAACCGGAUGAUCGUUCCGAAAAGUCCGUUCUCUCAGGCGAUGACACUGAGGAAGAGACGAGUAAGGCUGGUGGGCGCAACACGAAGUCCCUAGCCCGUCCACUAGGUGAUUUAUCCUCUACCCCUGCUCAGCUACGGGCCCGAUUCAUCACGCGCAUCCUGACGGAUGCACUACUGACGGUUACGACCGAAUUGAUCGUGGAAAUUAGUGAGGACGUCUUAGCCUCAUCACGCCAUCCCUCUUCCGACUCAGCACCUGAGGUUGCCGUCACUCCUGCCACAUCCAUUGCUCGACAAUCGCUCCCCAGUCAUAUUCAACGUCGCAGCUCCCUGUCACCGCAGUCAUCGACAUUGCCUCACCACUCACCUUCAGCCUGUGAUGCUCUUAAUGGAGCUGCAGUUGACACGCUGCCCCAAACUCAGCCGCAGCAGCGGCGUAGGAGACGUUUCGAAGAGGCUCCUUGCAGUCCUGUUAAACAGGAGCUAACUGGUUCAUUCGUUGAGCAACCUGAAAUCCGUCAAGCUGGUCCAUCUCUGCUCAAAAGGCCACAAGCUAGAGAGGAAGAGGUGGAAACUGAUAACAAACCAGAGAGGCAGGUCUUAUUUAAAUCUGACGAGUCCAAAAUCGGGUCAGAUAAUUUAGAAACGCGGGUUUCAGGCAGCUUGGAGGGCUUGAUUGCGUAUGACAGCGAGGAUGAGCCUGGGUCUGAGCCUGAAUCUGAAUCUGCACUUGAAGCAGCAUCUGAACUUGGAUCGGGCCUCGAGGUCAAGUCAAAAAUAGAGUCAGAAGAGCGUCUAGAGGCCGAUGAGAAAUAUGAUACAAUUAUUGAAAAGUUACUGGAUUCCAAAGAGUCGCCUACUGUUGCGCAUCCCCCACCACUCACCCAUUCCAAAGACAACGAAGAACCUUCAUCUGAGUUGGUUCUAAAUUCAACUCUGGAUGUUAUUCCUCGUCCUACCAAAAGUGCCACUAGUAAAAUGGCCACGUCUGCUAACGACCAGUCAAUAGUGCUGUCUUCUGGAACUUCAGGCCAGGACACACUCGUGCAACAACUAAAGGCUGAACUCAAUCGUCGUGAGGAAGCUAAGCGCUCCAUAUUGGCUACAAAGGAAUCUAAGAAACGGCACCAAAAACAUAGAAACAUUGAGCAUCCGAAAGAAUCUCAUACUCAAUUAUCUGAUCUUAAGGGAUCUUCCCGUCAUGAUCCUCACAAGCAUCGUCACCGAUCUAGAUCACAUAGCCAGCUAAAUAGCAACCCCAGAAGGGAGAAGGAAGGCAUAGCUAGUAGGAAGGAUCACUCCAAGCCGUCGCAAAAUAGCCCCUCUCUUCGAUUCUCUCAAAUAACUGUUCAACCUCAUAGUCGACAUCAUAAACGGGAUGAUUCACACAAUACUCGACCAACUUCCCGACAGUCUUCUCAGAAAUCCAGAAUUGAGUCGCACAAACGUCCCUCUUCUCGACUUCAUAAAUCUCAAACAUUGCUCUCCUCAUCCUCUCCAUUAUCCUCAAAACAUCGAGGCGGAGAGGAGGAUAGAAUGAAUAAGCAUGUUAAAAAGAGCGAUAAACGACACGGCAAAGAGGUGAGCUCUCGCUACCGUCAUUCUCAUCGAAGUCGUUAUAGUCGGAACAAAGCUUCACGAAGUAGGAGGGAGAAACUUAGAUCUCGACGAAGGCACUCCUCGAGUGAUCAAUCAAGUAGCGAAAGCAGUUCUUCGGGUUCUUCCGAUUCUCGCUCUUCAGAUUCGUCCUGUUCUGCUACCUCUUCCAGCUCAUCCCCAUCCUCUUCCGCCUCAUCCUCAGAGUCGUCUGCCAGGAAAAGGAAGACCAAGCAUGCCUCUACGCUCUUGUUCGUGAUUUCAGAGUUCUCUUCUCUUGGACCCUCUUCUGUUUGCUUGUGGCUGUUGGCAUAUUUGUUCGCUUGUCUGCUUUUCGAAAGAGAAGAGUUGUGUGGUAAAGGGAAGAGCACGCGCGAGAUGGCAUUCAUUGGUCAAACCAGGUACAGUCAUCAGACUCCCUCCAUGUAA
Molecule: messenger RNA, 3036 nt
Organism: Protopolystoma xenopodis
Lineage: Eukaryota; Metazoa; Platyhelminthes; Monogenea; Polystomatidea; Polystomatidae
Source: the annotation of a GenBank genome assembly